Messenger RNA from Drosophila rhopaloa, 10231 nucleotides. It is a transcript of the gene Megf8, whose product is annotated as multiple epidermal growth factor-like domains protein 8. NCBI's taxonomy places the organism in Eukaryota, Metazoa, Arthropoda, Insecta, Diptera, Drosophilidae. Gene Ontology annotation, molecular function: protein binding; calcium ion binding. The record is from RefSeq and is a predicted model, not a curated record.
ACUUUCCCCCUUGCUGUAAAUAAAUCGAAAUAUUUUCAACCAUUUUCUGGUGAAAAUAAUUGGAAAUUGAGCGAAUAUCCCGCAGUCAAAACCGGAUCCGCUGGUGGCCCGGGCCCAGCGGCAAAGUCGUGUGCAAUGGCAGGAGCCAGCGGACGCUGGCUGAAGCGAAUCUAAACAGCCAAAACGGCCACCAAAUAAUAGAUGCCAAAAAUUUGCAUAAAAAGUGAGGCGAUUAAAAUGCAGAAAAUGUACGCGUCGUUGUUGCUGGCAACCUUGACAUUCUGGACGUUAGUGCUGCGAUCGGAGCAGGCACACUCUCCGCCAACGGUGCCGUGCGAUCGCAGCCGGAAGGUGUUCACGGAGCCCUAUGGCGACAUUUCCGACGGCCCCUCCGGCUUUAACUACACCCAGGACUCACACUGCGAAUGGCUCAUCAAGGCCCGCAACGACAGCCAGUUUAUCACCCUGACCUUCCACAGCAUGGGCACCGAGUGCUCCUACGACUACAUCUACGUCUACGACGGCGACUCCUUCAACUCGACCCUGCUGGGCAGCUUCAGUGGCCGGACACAGCCGCAGCGCCUGGUGGCCCGCAGCGGAAGUAUGCUCAUCCUCAUGUACAGCGACACAAACUACGUGCUGGAUGGAUUUCGCGCCUCAUACUACAUAUCAAAUUGUCUGAAUAACUGCCACAAUCAUGGAAAGUGCGUGGGCCACCAGUGCGUAUGCCACGGCGAGCGUGUGGGCCCCGACUGCGAGGACGAGGCUUGUCCGCAGCGCUGUGGCGAGAGCCAAGGAAGAGGUAGCUGCCAGAAGAGCAUCUGCCACUGCUCGCGAGGAUUCAGCGGUCGCCUCUGCGAUCUGAGCGACCAUCCACCGGGCAGCAGCUGGCGCUGGCUAGCCACCGACGCCGAGGGCAUGACUCCCAGAGCCGCCCACACUGCCGUCUACAUGGAGGACGAAGACGCUCUCUACGUGUUCGGCGGCUACGACCUGAAUAACGUAAUAAGCACACUCCAGAUUUAUCGUUUCAGCACUAGCCAAUGGGAGGAUGAGUGGGGUAUUGCGUUACAGAGUCGCCGUCACUUUUACCAUCCGCAAAAGAUUGAUCAUACGUUGCUUAAGGCCGUGCUCCAGCACAAGAACGAGGACGAAGCCAAGCUAUGGGGUCUCAACAGCGAUGUGAGCUUUUUCCGGAACAUUCUUUACACCUUGGCGGAAUCAAAUCUCCACCAGCGUCGGACGCGGUCUUCUCUCCCCUUGACAAUCGUAAACGCCAACUCGACAGACGAAGAGCUAAAUGAGUAUCUGGAGGACAUUCUGGAGGAGGUUACGGAUCACAAACCCCAUGGACGCUAUGGCCAUGCAGCGGAUCGAGUGCCCGGCGGAUUCGUUAUCUACGGUGGCAAACAUGCCAAUGGCAGUUUCUACAAUGAUCUCUGGCAAUACAACAACACGGAAAGCGGUGGCAAGUGGAAGCAGAUGGCCAUUAGGUCGGAAUUGAAGCCACCGGCUUUGGCUAGACAUACUCUUAAUACCGCUGGAUCCUAUCUCUAUAUAUUCGGUGGUAGUCUUGAGACGGGAGAGUUCUCAUCCAGCGUGUACCGCAUAGCACUUCCCCUCACGGAGGACUCGCAAUGGAAGCUGGUACAACCAAGGGGAGGAAAGACGUUAGACGUUCGUCUCGCAGCGCAUUCAACGGUCUAUUACAAAGCGACCAAUUCACUAAUCGUGUUUGGAGGAAUUAUGACAAGUUUGGCCCGCUUCUCUAAGCUCUCGGAUCGGAUAUACGCUUUUCAGCUGGACCAGAUGCACUGGACGGAAAUUUUAUACCCCCGAACGGCGCUGAGGGACACCAAUAUACCCAGGGAGCGAGCAUUUCACACGGCCACCAUAUCGGGCAACUACAUGGUAGUCUUCGGGGGCUAUACACACCGACACAACAAGGAUGAGAUUUGCUACGACAACCAGAUGUACUGGUACCAUCUUAGUUGUCACAUUUGGAUUAAUCAGGUGGUUUCCGCCGAGGACAGUCUGUACCCGAAACCGCAGGGUGUUUUUGCCCAAGCAGCGGCUCUGCGUCGGAAUCACACGCUUCUGAUUGUUGGUGGCUACCAUGGAAACGUGAAUGCAGAUCUUUUUGCCUACGAACUGCCCCAGGUCCUGAGGGUGGAAAAUACCCUCUACAAUCCGGAGAUCUCCUGUAGAUUGCACGCCUCGCACACAGCUUGUCUCUCGAAUCCGGAAUGUGGUUGGUGCUCGGCAGAUAGUAGCUGCUACGGUCGCACUAUCGGAGCGAAUUGUACCACCAAUCUGCAGACCACAAGGUGUCCAGGGAUAUGUCCCUCACUCGGCGAUUGUCAUUCUUGCUUGGUGCAUGGAUCGCAAUGGGGAAAGUCGUCGGGAAACAAAGCAGCUUUUUCGGUGGCAAGCAAGUUGGGAUUGAACGAGUGCACUUGGUGUGUGCAGAAUGCAAAAUGUCACCACCGGGACGACAACUACGGCAUAUGUGGAGAUAGUUCAGGAUGGUGGGGUGACAAAGGCACCGAGAUUCGUCGACCUUCGCUCUGCACCAGUACCGACCGACGCCCGGGACUCACUUACAUCAAGUACCACUACCCGAUUAACUACACCAUGCCGGAUUACGUGGGAAUUGUGAAUGCCACUAUGGUAGACUUCGCCUCGCCACCGUUUACCACCUAUUUUGAGCACAAACUCGAGGGAGAGAUGUUAGCCAGGUUAGUUGGUUUCGUACGGCCGCAACAUCAGUGGAACAACUCGGCCAUACAGGUCUGCACCAGCUACUCCUCGGCGGUAUUACGGGCUGGCCUAGGUCUUUACCUCGAUGAGCUGGUCAACAUCACCACGCAGAGCUCAAACCAGAGCUACUGCAGCAACGUACAGCUGCCCACCACAGAGCAGCCAUUCACGAUUGAUUUCCAGGCUCGCCGACGUAUCGGAGGUAACGGAAAUUACAACGCCUAUCAGAAGACCAAAAUGGAACUGCACCACCUGCAUAACGGCCAGCUUAACGCCUUUACCUUUGAAUACUUGGAGCCGUACUACUCCGGCAAGUGCACCCAAUACUCAAACUGCCUCCACUGUCUUACGGAUGCAUCCUGUGCUUGGUGUCCCCUCACCAGCGUAUGCCACCUGCGAUCGGUGAACGAAACUGAAGUGUGCAAGAAGGAGGCUCCGGAAGCUUUCCAUUGGUCCUACCUGAUCAGCCAGCCCAGUCAAUGUUCGAACUGCACAAAUUACGUUAGCUGCGAGGCGUGCGCCAACAGUGGGGAGUGCGAAUGGUGGACGGAGGACGCCCGCUGCGGCAGGAUUGGCAAGUCCAACAGCAGCGUGCGGGCGGUGGAGCAAUGUCCCAGGUCGUGCAGGGAACGGCAUGGCUGCCAGGAGUGUCUCGGCGAGCGAGGGCGAUGCGUUUGGUGUGAGGCCAGUUCCCAGUGCUUCAGCUUUUCCGUGUACACAAGUGAGUAUCAGUUUGGAAUGUGCCGCGAAUGGAUGGACCAGGUAGUCAGUCGCCAGCCGCAAGAACUGGCUGACCAGAAGCUUCAGCAGCAGCCGCAUCAUGUGCAGCAGCAGUGCAAGUCCUGCGAGCAGCAUCGAAACUGUUCCUCCUGUCUGCGAACUCUGAGCUGCGGCUGGUGCUUCGAUCGCGACAAUCCCAUUGAAGGUAUCUGCAUGCAGGGUGAUUUCAGCUACAGUGCUGGAAAUUGCUCACUGGCUUUGAAUAGUUCUUCCCACCAUGAUGCGGAGUGGGCGUACGCACAGUGCCCGGAUGUCGACGAGUGUGGACUGGGUCUGCACGAUUGCCACAAGGAGGCCAAGUGCACAAACACCCAGGGCAGCUAUAACUGCCACUGCCGAAGAGGUUAUGUAGGUGACGGCAAGUUCAGCUGCGUCAGGACCUGUUAUGAAUUGUGCCAAAAUGGAAAUUGCUCGGGACCUCCGGAUUACACCUGUCGCUGUGCUUUGGGCUGGACUGGAGCCGAUUGUGGACUGAGUUGUGGCUGCAACAAUCAUUCGACUUGCCAUGAGAGAUUGGGGAAAUGCGAUUUAUGCCAGGAUUGGUCGGAGGGUGAGAAAUGCGAACGAUGUCGACAGGGGAGCUACGGAAAUGCCACCGCUCCACAUGGAUGUCUUCCGUGUGAGUGCAACGGCCAUGGCCACCAAGAUCUGGGCGUCUGUAAUGUAAGCAACGGUGAAUGCUACUGUAAGGACAACACCCAAGGACUCAAUUGUGAUUUGUGUGCUCCCGGCUACUAUGGUGAUCCCAGAACCGGCGGAAAAUGCUACUACCAAUGCGAAUCUAGGGGCAUUCUCACCAAUAUCGGUAAAAGUGCAAUUGGCUCGUACCAGUCUUAUCGGUCGCCCUGGGGUGCCAGUCUGGAGGUGAAGGAGUGCUUGUGGAUACUGCAACCGAAGACCCUGCAGGCGGAGAAGUCGCUUCUCCAGUUGGAGUUCCAGUGGCAGAGUCUGGCAAUGGAUUGUGACGAGAAUGCAGUCUAUAUAUACGACAGCCUGCCGGACCUGACAGGUGCCACCCAGCAAAAUCAACUCCUGGCAGUGGUAUGUGCUCCAUACAGUUCAGCCAGGAUUAUCGAAGCCCGCUCCAGCCACGUGACAGUUCACUAUAAACAAGGUAGUGAAAGGCGACACUUUGGAUUCAAUGCCCUCUAUUCCGUUAUGAAUUGCGUGGCCGGAAGUUGUCUCCCGCCUCACAUCUGUGAUGCCCAGCAGCGCUGUGUUUGUCCGGCCGGAUAUGUGGGUGCCAACUGCGAGAUUGAGAUCUGUCCGAGCAACUGCAACGCCAAGCGGAUGCAAGGCUUUUGCGACACAGAGUACGGCAGAUGUAUCUGCAGUAAUGCCAAUUAUGCGGGGGCCGAUUGUGGCACUUUAGUGCAGCGAAACCACCUGGUAAUGACGGAGCUUUUCAAUACUCAGCUCCUUAGUGAAAGUCUGGAGCACCUUAGAAAGACCAUACCACGAUUUGGACACUCUGUGAAUGCGGAUCGUAGGGGAUCGCUUUGGAUGUUUGGUGGUUACUCACCCAAUCACGGACCUCUUAAUGAUUUUCGGCAAUUCGACACAAAGAAUAGCACCUGGCUGCAGGUAACAGUGGAAUCGUCCACCCCAGAGGAUCGCAUGCCCCUUGGCCGGUAUUUCCACGCCUCUGAGAUUUACGUGAAAAAGCAAAUCAUCUACAUCUAUGGAGGAAUUGGUGCAAACUCGCAACUGCUUAACGAUUUUUGGAUGUUUUCGAUACAGAACCAGCGCUGGAGUCAAAUUAAGGUAGAAGUGGAACCGAGUGGCGCGGAUUAUCAGUUGGAUGUUCCGCCGCCUUUAGCUGGUCAUACUCUCACCCAUCUGCGUUACCAGGACCACGAGUCGCUAAUUCUUCUUGGCGGAUUGACUCUUAACAAAUCCCGACCUCUCGAAUUGUGGGAGUUCAACCUGGACACGAGUCGCUGGCAGCAGUUGGCAGCUGUGGGAGCCAGAAUGCCAGUACUUUAUGGCCACACGGCUGUCUACCAUCCGGAGACGAACAGUGUUUACUUGUUUGGAGGUUAUUCCACGGAGCCGCAGAGCAAUCUAUAUGCGCUGGACCUGCAGAAGCUGAGCUGGACGGAACUCCCUAGUUUCAGGGAACUGAAUUCACCCGCCUCUCUGCUGCCCAGGGCUCGCUAUUUCCACUCGGCCGUGAGCACAGAGCACUACAUGAUCCUUUACGGCGGACGAACGCAGCCCUUUAAUGGAACAGAUGUUCUUAUUGCCUAUGUGUACGCCUGUAAUCAAUGGGUGCGACUGACAGAGGAUGUGGAGCUUAUAGGUCGUGUUCCGGCCUCGAGUUAUGCGGAGGAUAUGGCCAUCGAUCCAGAUACGGGUGUGAUCUUUGUCAUCGGCGGAUGGGAUGGCAGCUCCACGCACAGUCAUGUGACCAGGAUAGCUUUGCCGGACGACAUUUGCCAGCUGUGGAGUAGCGGGAAGCAUCAGUGUCGCCACUACAUGGGCUGUAGCUACUGUACGAUCCAGAACACUUAUAGCUACAGCAGUCACUGCUUCAGCCAUGGACGCACUCCGUGUGCCAAUCAUAAUGGCACCAAGGUGGUUAACAAUGGAGCUGCCUGCGAUGAUGAUUGGAUGGCCAGCAGAAACUGCUCUAGUUUCGCCACCUGCGGCGCCUGUCUAGCAGCCUGGCCAACGCAUCAGGAAACGGCUCCCGUGUGUCAGUGGUGCGAUGAGUGCGGCAUUAGGGGAAGGUGCGUUCCUGCCGGGGUUGAUUGCGGUUGGAGGAGUGCUUGGUGCAACAAAGAACUGAGUGUGGGAGUUCUGGGUCUGUGUCCAUUGCCUCAAUGUUACCAACUGAGCUGUGAGAGCUGCAUGCUUCAGCCGCAAUGCAACUGGGCCAGGAAUGAACUGGGCACAGUGGAGUGCAUCGCCAAGGAGCUGGGAAAAAAUCAAUACAGAUUGGUCGAGAGCUGUCCGCCGCCCUGCCACACCCACGAGAACUGCAGCUUGUGUCUAAGUCAAACGCCCACCCAGGAUCGCCAGGAGUGCAAGUGGUCCACAAUGUUGAACCUGUGCCUGACGCCCAGCUCCCAGCCGCUGUUUUGCGCCGGUGGUGUUUGUGGAUUAGUACUAGAAGCCAACGAGCUGGAUCGCUGCCCGGAACCAUGUCACGUGUACACGCAAUGCUCCAGCUGUUUAGAGCACGCCCAUUGUGGGUGGUGUGCCCGCGAGGGACACAACGGCGAUGGCAUCUGCACGGAGGGAGCAUUGGAGCACAAGCAGGAACAUCCGUCGGGAUCGACUUGUGAUCUAAUCUAUGCCAGUUGGCGAAACGAUUCCCACUUAACCCAUGCGGAUGUGGUGUCCUGGCACUAUGUGCAGUGUCCGGCUGAGAAUGAGUGCGUCAAUGGUCAUCACAACUGCGACGCUGUAUCGGAGCAGUGCAUCGAUCUGGACACAGCAGUGGGCUAUAAGUGCGUCUGCGCCCAGGGAUAUCGCGAAGAGCAGGGUGCCUGCUUGCCCGUUUGCAGCCAAGGAUGCGUUCGCGGCAAUUGCGUGAGUCCGGAUCAGUGUCAGUGUGACUUUGGCUACGUCGGCGCCAAUUGUAGCAUCCAGUGUUUAUGCAAUGGCCACUCCAACUGUGAGUCGAGCAGCAGGCUGGACAUUUGCCUAAAGUGUCACAACAACACGAUGGGCGAGCAGUGCGAGAAGUGUCAGCCGCUUUUCGUGGGAAAUCCCCGCGAAGGUCAUGCUUGCCAGCCUUGCCUGGAUUAUUGCCACGGGCACAGUGACAUUUGUGUGUCCUACGAUGCAGAUCCUGCAGUGUUUAAUAUGACCCGUUCCGAAUUGGAAAGGAUUUUACCCGAAGGUCCCGCGUACAAUGCUACUUGCCUAAGUUGCGGCAAUCACACGGAUGGAGACCGCUGCGAUAGUUGUUUAACUGGCUAUUUCCGCGGCAGCGAGGAUCUGCACAAGGAGUGCCGGCCCUGCCAGUGCCAUGGACAUGGAAACAUUUGCGAUGCCGUCACCGGCGAGAAAUGCAACUGCGCCAACAACACGGAAAGCGAUGCCACGUGCACCGCGGGCGGCGGCAAGAACUCGGCGCAGCUCUGCUGGAUGGUGCAGUGCUCCAAGUGCCGUGACUCCUACGCUGGCAACCCCACAGAUGGCCACCAGUGCUACAAGCAAAUAACCGUCGAGUCGCGAAUGUGCUUUGAUGCCAAGCCGAUUGAGGAAUGCAAAUCAAAGCCAGCUGCACUGAAGCCCGGCCAGACUGUGUUUUUUGUAAUCCAGCCUCGCUUCAUGAAUGUGGAUAUUCGCAUUAUUAUCGACGUAACACAAGGAGAGUUGGAUGUUUUUAUGUCGCCGCAGGACGACUCCUUUAUAGUUGAAACGAAUGAGACGACCGGCUAUCACGAUAUCUUCCUUGAUAAUCGAUACAAUUGGGGACCGAAGAUAAAGCGCGAGCAUCCGCUAAAUGUCGCUCUGCCCAGACACGAUAAUGCCACGAUCCAGAAAUUAUUUUCCCCUGAGCGUCGCAUUGGAGGCGGGGGCCUAGGAGGAGGUGGAGGAGAGAGAAUAGGAGCCAAUACCUAUUAUGUGCCCCAGUUGCAGGACUGCAAGAGCCAUGGCGGUCACAACUUCAUAGUGAAGGAUCAGCACGCCAAAGAUUUGAGUACACAUGUAACGCUCAAUCAUUGCAAUACUUUGUUGCGCCUAUUUGGGCUAAAGAAUCGUCUGGUGCUCACUCUGCCCCAGCAUGCUCAUAACCUGAGUGCCACCCGCUUCUUCAUUGCUUUGCGGGCGAGCUCCGGACCUGAGCCCAGUUACGGAUCCGUGGUGUUCCGCCAGGAUCAGCUGCAUAUUGAUCUAUUUGUGUUCUUCUCAGUGUUCUUCUCCUGCUUUUUCCUCUUCCUCGCCGUCUGCGUGAUUGUGUGGAAGGUAAAGCAGGCGGCGGACCUGAGAAGGGCUAGAAGACAGCAUGUGGUGGAGAUGUUGCACCUGGCCAAGCGCCCUUUCGCCCAGAUCUUUCUGGCCUCGGGCAGCCUGGAUGUGGACAGUCCACAGCCGACCUCCUCCUCCUCCUCGGCCCGUGCCAUGCGACAGCGUGCCCGGCAAGCGCUUCUUCUGCAAGAGCAAUCCGCUGGUGAGUCUCAUCCAGUGAUGCAUCACUCCAGUCGCCGCCAGAGCUCGCGCAUCAUGAUGGUGGCCAUCGAGCCUACUUUUGACAAUUUGGCGGCUGUGGGAACGGUGUUCAUUAGCCUGCCAGGUCGCUCGCGAGCUCCGUUGAGUAUUGCUUUGGGAUCCACCCUCAUUUCCUAUUCGCGGCAAUAUCCCCUGAAUGCCCGUCACUUUAUGCGCGCUCAACGGGUUCAGAAUGUGGCGCAUCACCCGGCUUAAACUGAAAUCUCUAUCAGCACGAACAAAAUAGUUGUUAGUCAAUGUCUAAAAGCCGAACUUAGUGAAAUAUCUGUGCAUGUAUGUAAGAAGUACGUAAAGACAUUCGUUUAGAUAUCGGUGUAUAUGAAUAGUGUAGGUAAUUUUUGUACAUAACGUUUAGAUAACGCAAAUAACGAAUACUAUGUGUACAUAAAUAUGCAACAAAAGUGUGUUAAAAGAUAUCUUGUGCACGCACAAAUCGUCUAUAUAUAAAGUUUAUACUUAUCAAAAGAUAAACAUACAGGAAAUGGAUAAAUAUAAGAUUUAAAGCAUAUUAUAAAGGAAUAUUGGGUCUCGAAUCUGUAACAGGAUAUAGAAAAGCAUUCACAUAAUUUAAACACAGAACAAAUUUUCGGACUGAUUUAUAUGAAAUUUCAUUUGGCUAGAAUGUAAAGAUAAUUUAAUUAAUAUAGCUAAAAAGCAUACCCAUCAAAGAAGAUAACCAAGUGAAAAGUAAAAAAAACUUAAAAGUACGCAUACAGCAGAGGGAAUUUGAUAUACAUUUAAGAAUGUCAAUUUUGUCGAGAAACAGAAUGUCGCACAACAUUUAGAAGCCAUAUGAAAAACAAACAAAGAAAUCCAGAUAUACGUAUUAUUAUAGUAUACUGAAUGUGUCAUAGCAAUUAGGCGUUUGUUAUGCCAAACUUAAGUGGAUGUCAUUUCUCAGUCGCUCAAUAGGUUUCUUUUAAGAUACGUACGAUAUGAUUUUAAUUCUGGCGUACCUAGUGUAUUUGUAUUGUAUAAAGUAUUAUGAUAUUCCUUCCCUGUUGGUGGCUAGCAUUUGCUCAAUUAGUUCGUUAGCUCUUUACUGCGCACUAUUACGCACCUGUGUACCUACUAUUUUAAGAACAAAACUAUUUUUAUGUACAAUCCAGUUUUUCACACACUUGUUAUGUUUACACUAAAGCUCUCAGACACAAAUGCAGUUGGAAAAAUGGAUUUCCAAUUUUGAAAUACUUGAAAUAUUUUACAGCUACACAACAUCACAAACGAACAAAAUCCUACAGAAUCUUUCCUAACACUCUACACUAAUCUCAGUAACCAAAAGGUUGUAAGAAACUCUCACUAUAUCGAUUUAGUUUAAAAUUCCCUCCUUACAUGUGGUACUAUUUUUGUAUAUUUUGAGUUUACAAAACUAGCUAAAUUUUUAGAACUGAUGUAUAUUUAGAAAUUACUCGAAUCGUCCCAUUUUGCAAUAUAUUUAUAAUUCGUAUUUUUUAUUAUUUGUACUUGUUUUUGCAAUAAAGAUGAACCUAUGGUAUAUAAACAA